This is a messenger RNA of Cryptococcus deneoformans JEC21, 1017 nucleotides long. RefSeq lists its product as hypothetical. Bases 155 to 775 code for a protein of 206 amino acids. The transcript has 6 exons. Gene Ontology annotation, biological process: protein transport to vacuole involved in ubiquitin-dependent protein catabolic process via the multivesicular body sorting pathway. Gene Ontology annotation, molecular function: structural molecule activity; protein homodimerization activity. Gene Ontology annotation, cellular component: ESCRT II complex. Lineage: Eukaryota; Fungi; Basidiomycota; Tremellomycetes; Tremellales; Cryptococcaceae. The record is from RefSeq and is a predicted model, not a curated record.
GACCGCAAUCGUGUUCUUGCAUUCUUCGUCACGUCAAGUAUUCAACGCUUUGCAUUUCACAGCGUCCCUUUUCUUCAACCUUUACCACGCAUUCAAUCAGAGAUAACUUCACCCCGUCAAGCUGUCGCAGUUGCAAGAGCAAACGCAAACGUCCAUGGCCUCCCAACCCGUCACAUUUCCUAGCCAGCCCCGCCGAGAGAUGGCGCCUACACCUUUACGCUCACACAAGAGUGCGAGUGGGUUUGAGUACCCGGCGAUGUGGAGUUUUCCCCCUUUCUUCACACUCCAACCCAAUCCUCAAACAUUGGCGCAUCAGCUACAACUAUGGAGGAGGCUGGUACUCGACUGGUCAAGGCAUGAAAGGGUGUUCGAAAUGAAUACGGACAGUACAGGGAAGGAUGUACUGGAAGUGUUCGAAAAUCGGACAAUCAACCGGAGGCUGUUACCGCCUUCAUUGAAAACUUUGAUGGGUGAGAUGGUCAAGAAUGGUGAAGCAGCUGCCAACCCACCCAAGCAAGAUUCACAGUACCUGAUUUACUGGCGAAAACCCGAGGAAUGGGGAGAUAUAAUAUACCACUGGGUAAUGGACAAUGGUCUCAACUCUAGUAUCAUGACAUUCUACGAGAUCACGGAUGGUGAUCUUUCACAUACGACAGAGUUCCACGAACUUCCUAUUUCCAUAUUACGAAAAGCACUAGAGACCUUAGUAAAGCGCGGUAGAGCACAAAUAAUAGAAGGGAAAGACGAAAUUGGAGAAGGUGUACGUUUUCUCUAGGUGUAUUUGGGUAUACGGCUAUCUUGUCAUGGACUUAGCAUUUUGUUAUUUGGACUCUUAUUGUGGCGUAAAUGGGAACGAAAUCGCCAGUACUGAUAUCUUCUUGGAGGAUACAAUGCUGAGGCUCUCCUUAUGACUAAUUCUUUCUAGCAUACUGCGGAUGGUAAAAAGGAUAGAUGGUGAUAGGAAGGCUUGCAUGUCCAUUUUCCAACUCAUGUACCUUUUAAUUUGCGAAUUUUUCC